UUUUACAGAUUUUUCUAAAAUAUUGAAUAUUUACUGUGCAGUUGUGCUGUCACGUGGUAAUGUUUCUCUUGGGUGAAGGCAGAUCCAUUAGAGAGCGAGAUCUGUCAACGGAAGUCUUAAACACUGGAGCGUCACAUGAUUCAAUGAGCCUUCAGAUAGUUCCAGGAAGUUAUGUUUUAUCUUUAAAUACUUUAUUUCUUUCAUUUUUUGGGGGGGUUAAAAUUUUACCUAAGUUGGUUUGUUUAGUCGCAUCUCCAUGCGUAACUAGUAACUUCCGGGACUAUUGAGAACCGCCAUUGCUGUGAAAAAAACUGUUCCAUUGGAGUCAACAGAGUUGACGCGACUCUCUCAAUGGCUCUGGGUGAAGGAACUCGCUCGCGUUUCCAUAGCAACGCAUGAUCACAAACUAGGAGGACUUCUUUCAUUCAGACAUCCAUUUAUCUAUCGCUAAAACAUCUUACUGCAAUGUCUCAUGUCUAAUUUGUCGAUAUAAAACUGUUACUGGGAUUAAGUGAUUAAAAUGGAACGAAAGCUCGGACGCACCAGCACAAACAUUGGACACGUAUAUAUUCCUCCUCUGCCGUUUUAUAUGAACACAUGUAAGCUCUGCAGCAAAAUAAGUGAUCUCAACGCUAUUUUCAACCUCUUGUCACUGCUCCAGAAUGCUCCUCUUCCGCCUGUCCACCGCCGUCACAACAGAGUGCCUUCUGCUCACUUUCAUCUCACCUCACACACUGAACAUGACAGAAAGCCACUGACUGGACCACUUUACAACGAGAUCCAUUCUAAAGCCCCUCCACACUGGACCACACACUUCCUCAAUGAACUCGCUCACAGGCUCAGAGAUUGUGUGGCAGUGAGGGUUGUCUCUAAACCCGUAAGUGAAAUGCAGGACAGCUACACUGGUCAGCCAGCUGCGCUCGAACCUCUGGCUGAGCACUAUAAAAUGAUGCAGGCACUAUACAGACAGCUGAAUAUGACCCAGUCCCGUGUGCAAGAUCCUGUCUGUAGCACAACCAAAGCCGACUUUAAGCACUUCAACAGGUCAGAUUUGACACCUCAUUCUGUAAUGGAGGCUGCUACCUUUAAUGGAACCCUUACCAAGAGUGGAGCCCACAGCCGACUUCCUGCUCAUAAAGCUCCAUCCACUUUAUCAUGUCAACCUCGACUCCCUUGCCCACCUCUGCCUUUGCCUCACAGGGGUAAAAGUAGUCUGUAUAUGGAUAGCUUUACUGUCCCUGUGCAUUCACCUUUGCCUAUAUCUGCACAAAAUGUGCUGAAACAGCAAGAUGGUGGUAGAGGUCUGUUACUGGACAUUCUAGGUGUCCCCAAAAUGUAUAGCACAGAGAAUCAGAUAUGUGGGAAGAACAAAAUGUCUAUGGUGUAAAACUGACAAAAAUAGGGUGUGAGGUGCAUUAGAUCUAAUUGUUGAUUUCCAACAUCAAUUAAUGUUUAUUGUCAUCCUUUCCAUUUGUCAUUCUGCGUGUCAUUAAUAAAUGGAAAACAAACCA
This is a messenger RNA of Triplophysa dalaica, 1511 nucleotides long. RefSeq lists its product as uncharacterized. The coding region runs from base 521 to 1387 and encodes 288 amino acids. Lineage: Eukaryota; Metazoa; Chordata; Actinopteri; Cypriniformes; Nemacheilidae. The record is from RefSeq and is a predicted model, not a curated record. The transcript has 5 exons.